ACGGAGAUCCAAAGAGAGACGGUAACUCGCCCAGAGUCGCCUUCACCAUGCAGACUCCUCCGGCCGCUCUGUCUCUGCUGCUGGUGUCCAUGAGCCUCCUGGCCGCAUGUCAGGGCCAGGGCCACCCCCUGGCCAUAGGAGACCUCUUCUCCAAAGAGACGCCGCUGGACAUGGCCCCGGCCUCCUUCGAUGACCAGUACUCGGGCUGCACGGUGGCCAUGAGGGCGGCGCUCCCGGACCUCAACCGCACCGAGUUCCUGGCCAACAAGGUGUACGCGGACGGCUGGGCGCUGGCCAGCACGCAGUGGCAGGAGCGCCGCGCCUGGGGGCCCGAGUGGGGCCUCGGCGCCACGCGGCCGCCCCCGCCGCCCCCCGGCUUCCGGGACGAGCACGGGGUGGCCCUCCUGGCCUACACCGCCAACAGCCCCCUGCACAAGGCCUUCAACGCGGCCGUGCGCGAGGCCGGCCGCUCCCGCACCCACUACCUCCACCACUUCCCCUUCAAGACCCUCCACUUCCUGCUGACCGAGGCCCUGCAGCUGCUGGCCAGGGGCCAGCGCUCGCCGAAGUGCCGCCAGGUGUUCCGGGGGGUGCACGGCCUGCGCUUCCGGCCCGAGGGGCCCGGGGCCAGCGUCAGGCUGGGGGGCUUUGCCUCUGCGUCUCUGCAGAACGUGGCCGCCCAGCAGUUCGGGGAGGACACCUUCUUCGGCAUCUGGACCUGCCUCGGGGCGCCUAUCCGCGGCUACUCCUUCUUCCCUGGGGAGGAGGAGGUGCUCAUCCCCCCCUUCGAGACCUUCCAGGUGAUCAACGCCAGCAGGCCCACCCAGGGCCCGGCCCGCAUCUACCUCCGGGCUCUGGGCCAGCGCAGCACCUACAACUGCGAGUACAUCAAAGAUAAGCAGUGCAAAUCUGGGCCCUGCCACCUGGGUGACUCAGCCACAGGCCAGGGCCCCCAUCCCUUGCUGUGGUCACUCCUGCUGCUGCUCUGGUUCCUGGCAUGGGGGGCGUUUCUGGAUUGCCCAGGCCAGCUCUGACCCCUGGAACAGUGCCUGCUGCCUCCACCAGGCCCCGCGAGCCAGGAUGUCGGCCAUGUGUGUGCUGAGUGACAGGUCCGUGCCAGCUCCAGU
This is a messenger RNA of Sorex araneus (European shrew), 1127 nucleotides long. RefSeq names its product ADP-ribosyltransferase 1 (gene ART1). NCBI's taxonomy places the organism in Eukaryota, Metazoa, Chordata, Mammalia, Eulipotyphla, Soricidae. Gene Ontology annotation, molecular function: NAD+ poly-ADP-ribosyltransferase activity; NAD+-protein-arginine ADP-ribosyltransferase activity. The record is from RefSeq and is a predicted model, not a curated record. The transcript is spliced from 4 exons. Bases 48 to 1034 code for a protein of 328 amino acids.